This is a messenger RNA of Plasmopara halstedii, 471 nucleotides long. RefSeq lists its product as uncharacterized. The record is from RefSeq and is a predicted model, not a curated record. Lineage: Eukaryota; Oomycota; Peronosporomycetes; Peronosporales; Peronosporaceae. The transcript is spliced from 2 exons. The coding region runs from base 1 to 471 and encodes 156 amino acids.
AUGGACACAUCAUCGCUACGCGAGUUUGCCUUGAAGAGGUUGCAAGAGGCUAGAGAGCAUGGCACAGAACUAGCGACUUUAACAGCUGCACGUGCAGCCUCAUCAAUCUCCAAAUCAUUGCCUGUAUCUUCGUCCUUUGUCUUCCGCGCUCAGGGCUCAGAGAAGCCAGAGUUCGAACAGCAGCCUUUAUCUAUGGAGAAGAAGCUUAGUUCUCUUAAAGCUGCUCAUGAUCUGCUGCGCGCGAGCUCGACGGGCACGAGCGGAGCAAUGGAUGAGAUCACAUCUAAACUCGAUUUAAUCAAUGAGUCGCUAGCUUUUUCGAUUGAAAAUAUUCAAGAAGGUUCUCAUAUGAUGGCGCUUGUGAAACGCCAGCUAAAGGAUAACGCUGAUAUGAAAUGCCCUUCGCAAAUUGAGUUUUAUCAGCGUAAUGAGCGCAGUACAUUAUCCGAGGGUAAGAUAAGUCUUGAAUAG